AAAUGUCUUCCCCGUGGGCAAAAAUUCAACCCGUCGCGGCAGUGGAUCUGCAGGAGAUCAUGUCAGAAGAGUUUGCACGGGACCUGCAAUCGAAGGAAGUUCCAUCGCCACCUACUGUAUCGGAACCGCAGCAAGCAGGAACUUCAGCCUUAUCCAAGCAACCGGAACCAGAACCAUCAUCAUCGAAGAGUGUGCCGGUAGUGGACAGGUUCGAAGAACCAGUUGCCGGAUGUUCCCGUCCGCUUGAUCCUGGGAAACACUUGGAAGAUAUUCCCGAAGAUGUGUUGCGAGCGAUCGAACAAGCGGAUCAGAAGGAAAUUGAUUCCGAUGCCGUCAUCGCACAAAUGUUGCAGGCACAGUUUGAUGCUGAGUACGAUGCGCAAAUUAAACGCGAGGAAAACCACCGUAACAAGGACUCGAAGGUGAAGGUGUCCUACAAAAACUAUCGAGUGAUUCCGGAGGAGUUGUUGUAUGAGGAACCGGUAGAGAUUGCAGUGGACCAAAAGGCGGAUUGGGAUCGGUUUGAAACGAACGAGAAGGAGCAAAAGUUGCUGCCACGUGUCGGCUUUCGAUUAAACGAACAGGGUGAAAUGCUGACGAAGCAUAAUCUGGACAUUAGUGGUCGUAGUAACGCGUGCAAAGUAAUGUCCUUUCCGCCAGAAUUCUCCACCGGCGAUGCAGCCGGGUUCGAUAUGAAACUAUCGAACAAGGUGUUUAACCAGCUUAAGUCCCACUCGAAGAAGGCGACAAAGAUGAAGCACAAGGCACAGGACAGAAAAGAAAACAUUGCCACCGCCGAGAUGGGUUUGGACGAACCGACACGCUUGAUUCUGUACAAGUGGAUCAACAAUCAGUUGCUCGAAUCGAUCGAUGGUGUAAUAUCGACCGGUAAGGAGGCCGUCAUAUUGCACGCCGAGACCGAUCCGUACAAUCCGAACCUUGCGGAAGAUGCACCGAGCCCACCGAAGGAGGUCGCCAUCAAGGUGUUUAGUACGACGCUGAACGAAUUUAAGCAGCGUGAUCGAUACAUCAAGGACGAUUACCGGUUUGCGGGUCGGUUUUCGAAGCAAAACGCACGAAACGUCAUUAACAUGUGGGCCGAGAAGGAAUUGCGCAACUUGUGCCGGAUGCAACGCGUCGGGAUCCUCUGUCCGAAGAUUGUGGCACUGAAGAAGAAUGUUCUGGUGAUGGAGUUUAUCGGGGAAAAUAUGAUACCGGCACCGAAGCUAAAGGAGGCCAUUCUUACCGAUGUACAGCUGAACGAGGCCUACCUGGAGGUGGUAGAGAUAAUGCACAAACUGUACAAGGAGGCUCACCUAGUGCAUGCGGAUCUGUCCGAGUAUAAUAUCCUGAUGCAUGGCAACCACUGUUGGAUUAUCGAUGUUGCACAAUCCGUCGAGCCAGGUCACCCUGGUGCAUUGGAAUUUCUAAUGAGGGAUUGCAAUAACAUUAGCACCUUCUUCACGAAGCGUGGUGUUGCAGAUGUGAAAAGCAAGGAAGAUCUUUUCUUCGAGAUAACUGGGUUGGAUCCGCUAUCGCACAAUGCUGCCAUUUUGGAGCGUAUACACAUGAAGGGAGAACCGGCACACAUUGCAUCUGCGAUUGAUGACGAUACGCCGGAAAAGUAUAAACCGAUGCGAUACCCGUUCGAGUUUGCCUGGUCCUUAGCAGAUAGCAACAAAUCGAACAAAGCCAGAUCAAGCAAACUGAACGCUGGUGUAUGUUCUUCGGACGAGGAAGUAGUGGCGAAAGAGGAAGUUGUUGCUGUUGCUUAA
Messenger RNA from Anopheles maculipalpis, 1775 nucleotides. Its product is annotated as serine/threonine-protein kinase RIO3. The record is from RefSeq and is a predicted model, not a curated record. The transcript has 2 exons. Gene Ontology annotation, cellular component: cytosol; preribosome, small subunit precursor. Lineage: Eukaryota; Metazoa; Arthropoda; Insecta; Diptera; Culicidae. Gene Ontology annotation, biological process: protein phosphorylation; maturation of SSU-rRNA. Gene Ontology annotation, molecular function: protein serine/threonine kinase activity; ATP binding. Bases 3 to 1775 code for a protein of 590 amino acids.